Vicia faba (fava bean) is the source of this 471-nucleotide messenger RNA. NCBI's taxonomy places the organism in Eukaryota, Viridiplantae, Streptophyta, Magnoliopsida, Fabales, Fabaceae. The record is from the annotation of a GenBank genome assembly.
AUGGUUGUAACACAGUUAUUAAAGUGUUCUAUUCUCUUGUUUCUCACUUGUGUCUUCAAUUUGUUAACUACUCCUGCUUAUGCCCUCAACAUAGGAGCUGAAACCACUGGAGUAGCUGUUUCUGUUAGCAAAGAGUGUAGCAGACAAUGUGAGUCAAGUUUCUGCUCAGUGCCUCCAUUGUUGAGAUAUGGAAAGUAUUGUGGACUUUUGUAUAGUGGAUGCCCUGGUGAAAAACCUUGUGAUGGCCUUGAUGCUUGUUGUAUGAGCCAUGAUCAAUGUGUCACAGCCAAAAAUAAUGACUACUUGAGCCAACAGUGCAGCCAAACAUUCAUAGACUGCAUGGAGAAAUUUAAGAACACAAAGGCUCCUACAUUCAAAGGAAACACAUGCCAAGCAGAUGAUGUUAUUGAAGUAAUCAAGGUAGUCAUGGAAGCUGCUUUACUGGCUGGAAGAGUUUUACACAAGCCUUAA